AUGUUUUUUCCUUCGGCUGCUCGUUUACCGUUAUCAGCCUACUCUUCUUCGUUCUCGAGGAACAAUAUGCAGAAAAAGAUAUCCAUCAUCAUCACUCUGAUGCUUGUGUUUGGUUGUUAUUUUCUUCAGUCCUUCCCAUUAAACGGAGAACCAAUCCAACGAAAAUUAUUCAAUCCCGAUGCCUUCUUUCAUUUCGUUCAAAUAACAGAUAUUCAUACAGAGGAGUGGAGUUCAUAUCGUGUUGGGGGAAAGCAAUACAUGGAAGCAAAGGAAAGAUUUCAUGAUUUGAAAGACUUGGUCGGAACCAUUCUUCCAACACUUGUCAAACCUAAAUUUGUUAUUAUUACUGGAGAUUUGACUCAUGCUGUGCCAAUUUCAUUUGAUAAGGAUAAACAAGAUUGGAUUACGAGGACAAUGAAUAUUUUUGUACCAGGACAGUCACAAGAGCAAUGGGAAAUGUAUCAAGAGUGUAUGCAACUUGGAAACAAAAAGUUACUCGAAAAGGUGACACUUGAAUCAUCUGAGAGCAUUCAUCUAAGAUAUCCUUUUGAAAAAGAAAUACACAACGAAGAUAGAAUAUUUGACUUGCCAGGAAAUCAUGAUAGUUUUGGAACACAAAAUAAGGCAGACCCGAAGAGCCGAUUGUUUUUGAGCUAUUCUCAAAGUGGAAAGUUUUUUUAUUACCCAAAACAUAAGAGAAAUCCAAAAAUUUCCAAAAUUGCAUGUUCUGAGAAAGACGUGACGUCUUUCUUUUCUUUUGAUUUUAAAUCAUCUUUUGGGACAUAUAGAUUUGCUCUGUUGGAUAGUACUCCAAGUAUAGGAAGUUACAGACCUGUUAACUUUUUUUCUUCUAUUCCAAAGUGUCAAAUUGAGAAAUUGGAAAAUAUUCUUGGUAGAGCUGGAAAUGAUAUUAACCAAACAUUGAUCUUUGGUCAUUAUCCAUCAUCCAUGAUUACUAUUACUGAGAUCGACGGAAAUGUUUCACAGAAAACAAUGACUGAAUUUUUUAAGUCUACCAACACUCACUCGUAUUUCAGUGGCCAUCUUCACAAAGUAUUUCAUGACAUGAGAAAGUUGAUUCCAAUGAGUGGCCAUUUGGAAAUUCAGUCACCUGACUUUAAGAAAGAGAGAAGUUUCAAAAUGAUAGCUAUUGAUAAUGACAGAGUUUCAUUUGAAGAUUUUACGCUAUCACAUUUGAAAAAACAGCCAGGUGUGUUGAUCACACACCCAAAAGAUUGUAGAUAUUACUCAACCAAGGAGCCUCAUGUUGAAUAUGGCUCUUUUAUUCGAAUGCUGAUUGUCGCCCCUACAGAUUUGGAAGAAAUCGAGCUAUUUGUGCAAAUAGAUGGGUCUGAUUUUAACCAAUCUGUGAAGGUGACACCACAAACUAUCGAAUAUAGGAUUCCCUUUGAAUUUUCUAACCUCCCAUCUAAUUCUACUCAUCACUCUAUAAGGGUUGUUUACAACCAUGAAGUAAUACUCGAGCACCAUUUUUCCUUCAACAAUUCCAUUUGUCGUAUUGAGACGUCGAUGUGGAAUUUGGAAAGAAUACAUUCAUACAUUUCAUACCUUGUGCUAAGCAUGGAUUGGAGGAGCUUAUUUCGAUCUGUUACAACUUGGUCAUGCUGGAGUGCUAUUGCUAUUGUAAUAAUAGCCAGACGUUAUGACCUCCUUAGUACUGCCUCUUCAUUGGAUUUGCUGUUCCUAGUUGCACAUCCGAUUUCCAUGAGAUACGGUAUUUGGUUCAUUGGUGAGUUGACUCUAGGAAACAGAUUUGGAGGAUUGAUAAAUCUGACCUAUUUCUAUUUCAAUCCAUCACCUUUGAAUGAUGCUGAGGAAAUCCAUACCCUAUUAUUUUCAUAUCCAGUCACUGUUGUUGAUGACUCAUCCUUGUUCUUUACCCUCAUAGGUCCAACAUUUGUUUUUUCAUAUUUAACCAUUCUGCUAGGUUUCAUUGUUUUAGAUCGACUAAUUUUACUUGAGAAAAAGUCAUCAACGAAAUACUGGAAAGCGAGAACCUUUAUCACAGUACUUGUCGUCAUUGCUAACAUGACCUCUUUUUUGUUCAGCUUUUACAAAAAGUAUGCACGGUCAUAUGGAAAGUUCACACUCAUAACCUCACCAAAUAAUAUCAUGUUUCCUCUUUUUGGCUGUAUAAGGUUGACUCUCAUGGUAUUUAGACAUGCACCAAGUGAAACGAAAUCAAAAACAGAAUAA
Naegleria fowleri is the source of this 2217-nucleotide messenger RNA. RefSeq lists its product as uncharacterized. The record is from RefSeq and is a predicted model, not a curated record. NCBI's taxonomy places the organism in Eukaryota, Heterolobosea, Eutetramitea, Acrasida, Naegleriidae. The transcript has a single exon. Bases 1 to 2217 code for a protein of 738 amino acids. Gene Ontology annotation, molecular function: hydrolase activity.